GGGAGCCUUUCCAUGGGCCAUCGGCCUCCGCGCCAGCCCCGCCGCCCUGCACUCCGCCGCCCGCCCCGGCGGCACCCGCAGUCCCGCCGCCUGCGCCCCGGAGCCGCCUCGCCGCCGCUGCCGCCGCGCGAGGAGCCAGGAUGGUCCUGGUGCACGUCGGCUACCUUGUGCUCCCGGUGUUCGGCUCCGUGCGCAACCGAGGUGCCCCCUUUCAAAGGUCUCAGCACCCUCACGCUACCUCCUGCCGCCAUUUCCACCUGGGCCCCCCGCAGCCGCAGCAGCUGGCACCCGACUUCCCGCUGGCCCACCCUGUGCCAUCGCAGCAGGGCCUCAGCGCCCACAUGGCCCCGGCCCACCAGCACAGCGGCACCCUGCACCAGUCGCUGCCGCCGCUGUCCACCCUGCAGUUCCAGGACGUCACCGGUCCGUCCUUCCUACCUCAGGCCCUGCACCAGCAAUAUCUCCUGCAGCAGCAGCUCCUGGAAGCCCAGCACCGCAGGCUGGUCUCGCACCCCAGGCGGAGUCAGGAGCGAGUGUCUGUCCACCCCCACCGCCUCCACCCCAGCUUCGACUUUGGCCACCAACUCCAGACGCCUCAGCCCAGAUACUUGGCUGAGGGCACUGACUGGGACCUCAGUGUGGACGCUGGCUUGAGUCCUGCUCAGUUCCAGGUGCGGCCCCUGCCCCAGCACUAUCAGCAUUACCUAGCGACUCCUCGAAUGCACCACUUCCCUAGAAACUCCUCCUCCACGCAGAUGGUUGUCCAUGAAAUACGAAACUAUCCUUACCCCCAGCUCCACUUCCUUGCUCUCCAGGGCCUGAACCCCAGCAGACACACUUCCGCGGUACGGGAGAGCUAUGAGGAGCUACUGCAACUUGAGGAUCGGCUGGGGAAUGUGACUCGGGGAGCUGUGCAGAACACCAUUGAGAGGUUCACCUUCCCCCACAAGUACAAGAAGCGAAGACCCACAGAUGGCAAGGGCAAGAAGGAGGACGGAGAGGAGUCAGACACAGAUGAGAAGUGUACCAUCUGCCUGUGCAUGCUGGAAGACGGGGAAGAUGUCAGGCGUCUCCCCUGCAUGCAUCUCUUCCACCAGCUGUGCGUGGACCAGUGGCUCGCCAUGAGCAAGAAAUGCCCCAUCUGCCGCGUGGACAUUGAGACACAGCUGGGAGCUGACAGCUGAGGGAGGAGUGAGCUGUAGACACCCCGUUUUCCUUUAGCAGGUCCCCCCACGGCCAUAGCCCUUGCAGCCAAACUUUGCCUUCUGAGCCAUUUGAUUGAGAGGAAACGCCUGCAGGCACAUUUUGUGGAAAGAGAGUUGGUGGUUUCGGGUCUGAGGGACAGGAGGGGUGGGGCUGAGCGCCCCUAUCACCUCGCUGCCAUGAGGGAGGGAGCUGGCCGUUGCAGGGGUUGUGGGGGGCCCUCGCUGCUGAGAGUCUAGACGUAGCCCUGUCCCAGCUCAGCCCGCCCCCGAUCCCGUCCUCCCAAGGAUUGUAUAUAUAUACCUCUUGACCAUGUAGAAACCGUGUAGGGGCCUUGAGCCACUUUGUGGUGGCGGCCAGAGCAUGUUAGCUUAAGAAAUGUCGUGUGUGGUGCUCUAGUCAUCUUGUGGUGGGCAUGUCGCUAGUACCGAACCCGCACCAAAUAUUUCUCAUUGAGUCUCUUGUCCUGGUGCCUGACUGAACCCAGCCAACCAACAGCAGCCCAGAUCUUCCCGUCUAUGAGAGGAGAGGAAAAAAGAAAAGAAAAGAAAAGAAAAGAAAAGAAAAGAAAAGAAAAGAAAAGAAAAGAAAAAGAGAAAAGCCAAAUCUUGUUUACGGUGAAAAAGAAAAAAAAAUUUCACCUAGGUUGGGAGACGGGAGGGGGUUUUCUCAUUUUUUUUUUUCCAGUCUAGUUUUUUCCCUUUGCUGUUGUUUUUCUCAUGUUUACAGUGCACGGAACAGGGCGGGGGAGGGGUGGGCACGAGCAGAUGAGGGUCUUAGAGGGGUCUUGGGGGGCUCUGCUGAGCUUAGAAGUAGAACUUGAGGAGAGGGGGUGUCUUAUUCACAGGGAAGGGGCUCCCCAGUUUAGAGCUCUCCUCUGUAGCUCCAGCCAGAAGCAGGAAGGGGAGCAGCCUCCCAUCAGAGUCAGUUGUCAGCUGCCCCUAAAACUCAUGGAGCCCCAGAGCCAAUGCCCGUGCUCAGACCAGCUUCUGCCUUCAGGCUGCUCUCAAGCCCUCACCAAGCAGUGGCCACACCACUGCCUCCCUGUGUAAAACCCAAAUUGGAUGAUGGUGAUAGGACAGCACAAGUGAUGGACCCCAAUGCCUCAGAGCCCUGUGGCAUCCUGCUCUUGGGACCAGCCUGACUGGGUCUGCAAGGUACUGAGUCCUAGCUCCUGACUCUUUGAUCACCAUGGCAAACUCCUUUUUCCCUCUGUGCCUCAGUUUCCUUCAGGUGGGAGGAACACCAGUGCCCCCUCCCCAUUCCCACCUCCCCAACCUCCCCCUGUGCAGUGAGGACUGGCCCCACUUCUGGUGGGGGACUCAGAGUCAGGAGCUCUCAGUCACAUCUCCAAUGUGUCUCACCCCCCCCAAUUUAUCUGGGUCACAGUAGGAGCAGGGGGAGGGCAGAGUGGAGACAGGGAGUCUGUCAAAUUCCCUAGACCCAGCUCGAUUCCCACACCUGUUACAGGUUUGCACCAGGUCAGCUCGACUGUGCUCACACCCUCUGCCUGCCUCUGCAUGUGAUCCCUACCCCCACUCCAGUCCCAAGACCCUUCCAUUGAUGAGAGAAGGUGGAUUCUUAACCACAGAGCCCGAGAAACCCAGUAGUUGAGGGAGCUGAGUCUGCAUGGCUGCUACAAAGGGCGAGACUAGGACCAAGGGUGCAAAUGGUGAGGUGGCAUGUUGGGUCUUGAGUGGGAGCUAUUAAGAGGUGGCUCUGGACUCCAUUAAAAGAGAGCCUGGAGGAGCAGGGCAUCUAGACCAGAAGCCCCAGGGAGCUGAACAUCUAGACCAGAAGCCAACAAAGUGGCUCAGGGCUAAAAACAAUGAGCUUACGUGGUCCGGUUUAGUGAUUCUAGUGUGUGAGUGUGGUUCAGGUCCAAAGGCCAGGGACCCACCUAUAAGAAAAGUACAGCCGGGUCAGGAAUUCAGGAACAGCUCCCUGCAGAAGCUGGAGGUAGCCAAGGUGAAAGGCUUCCUUUUGAGGGAGACCCUCUCCUUAGUCUCCAGCGCUGCUCCUCUCUGAGGCUUAGCAGCCUGACCCUUAGCUGAGUGUCAGGUGGGGAGACCACAUACUAGAAAAGCAGGUGUCUUGAGGGGCUCCAGCCCAAGUCCUCACUGACCUUGUGGUGAUAUUAGCAACACCCCCAAGUCUUCUGAUGGAGAUAUGGAUGGGAGGUGUGACUGGGUAUGUCAGGACCCCCUUUCUGCUGGACACGUGGAGACUGUUGGAUUCUUGCACCUAAUCCCUUUGCUGCUCACAGGCUCUGAAUGCCCAAACAUCAAACAUCUUCAAGUCAGCAGAGCUCUGUGCCCACUUAGCUGUUGAAAUUGACUUUCCUUAGGGGGAGGGGUCACAAACACCAUUUCAGAGGUUGGGGGCACGUGACCCCCCUGCCUCCGCCUGCCCCAGUUGUCUGCAGGAUCCCAAGUGCCCCAGGGUUACUGCUGGGAUGGGGCACCACCCAGCCAGCAGAGGCUGACCACUUUGGGGGUAGAUCCUGAAGUCCCCCUUCCUUCCCCAUCUCCCUAGGGUCUCAGGACACUACAGCGAGGCAUGCAAUGGGAGGCGUGACCUGGGACAGGCUGCUCCCAGCUCCCAGCUUCCUCAGCUAGGCAGGCGCCUGGGUGAGAGCAAGGAGGGAUGUCUGUGCUUCUGCUCCCCAUAGGCCCCUCCUGUGGGGACCCCUAUUGGGACUUGGGGUGAGCAGAGGAGAGGCAGGGCCUCAGCAUCUCACACCCACCACUUCCAGGAGAGGAGACCCCCAUCCUCCUGCUCAACCCAAGGGACUCAGACCCACUCUUGACUGAGUGCCUUCUGGGGCACAAGCUGCCCCAGGGUUCAAGCCAGGCCUCCUAGCAACCCUGCAGCCCUGGCUGCAGUGGGUCCACCGAGGACAACAUCAGUGGGACCAUCGUGGGCUCCUGCGCUCGCCCACACCCUGCGGCCCUGGCCCCUAUCCCCAAGGCCGGACUCAAGCUCCUCUUCUUCAACAUGGUCCCAGCCUCCGUGUAAGUCCUCUGAACUCUAUGCCUAAAGAACAAGCACAGUUUUUUCAACGGUGAAGAAAAAGCACCAGAAUUUUCUUUUUCCUUCCUUUUCCUGAAGAAACCCCCCAGCCCCGCCUGCCGGCGGGGGGACACUCCCCACAUGGGGCCAUAGCAACGUCUGUCAGGUUCCCCCUCAUGUCUCAUCUCCUGCGCGUAGAGCAAAUGCUAGAGUGAUUUCAGCUGAUAGAAAAAAAAAAAAAAACCACAAAAACAUGGCACGUUGCUAGUUUACAGGGUUUUGUGAGUUUAAAUGCCUUAUAUUUAACAAUCAUAAUUUAUGACUAACUUGUAGAUAUCGUGGGUUCUUAUUUAAUUAUUUUUAUAGUUGUUUUGCAUUUUAAAUUAUAAUUUAUUUAUUUAGAAAGGAUGCUAAUUUUUUUUUAUUACUCCUAUUACCUCAUUUUGGCGUUGUUUGGGAGUGGAAUGCUUUUGCAUGCAUUUGGUACGAUGACAAAACAAACAAAAACAUUUAAUGAAAUUCCAAGAACUUUCUUUGGUCCUGACUGUCAGGGUGUAUGGUUGCGAAGCUGCCCUGCUGUGGUGCUGGCCCCUGGGUCUAUCCCAUAUGAAAUGCAAACUUUGAUUCUGUAUGCUGUGAUCUAGUGAAAAACUCCAACAUAGUGACUGUACCUAGCACAUAGAGAAAUAUAAUUUGCACUCAUCAACUGACUGGGUACCCCUUUCACUUGCUACCUUGUGAAUACCCCCAUCCCUGUUUUCCCUUCCUGCCUGGUCACCCCGCCCCCCCAUGAGCUCAGUCCACUCUCUUCCAGGAAGCAGGGGGACAUAACAGACUUCUCUGUCUCUCUCCCUCUUUCUCUUUCUCUCUCUCUCUCUCUCUCUCUCUCUCUCUCUCUCCCACCCCCACCCCAAAUCUCUCUAGUUCCAAAACUGGGCCCUUCCCGCAGGAUCAGCAUCAGGGAGACCAGAGGUCUGGUGGACAAGCGUGAGCCCAGGCUGGGGAGGAGCAGGGUUUUCAGACAUUGUCUAUGGCAAACUUGCCCAGGAUGCUGAGCACAUCAGUGAUUUUCCGAGUCUCUGUUUUCUGAGGAAGGUGAGCCAGAGGAUCUUGGGGACUUUCAGAUUCAGACCCAAGCUGACACAUGAGGUGGAGGAAUCACCCACUGUGUUACCCCCUCCCCCAGAAGAAAAGAAAGGAGAGGAGAAAGGAUGGAAAGAAAGAAGGAGAAAGAGACGGGGGCAAUGAGGGGGUUGAAAAUUUAGUGAAUUUUCUGGAAGGAAACAUCUAGAAGUUUUUUUUUUCUUCCUUUUCUCUACAGUGACCUGCAAGUGACAGGGAGGGAAGCUAGGGGGACCCCCCCACCUGGACAAGGAACGUGCACCUCAACAAGGGUUUCUGGCCGUUAAAGGGAAUUGGAAUCCACUUUUUGUUAAGACAGUGGGACCAGAGCAGGCAGCACAUGAGCCCUGAAGAAGGUGAUUUAGCUGGUGUCCCUGACAGCCUGUCCCCCUCAACCAACCCCCCUCAUCCUGUCCCCCCUUAUCCCAUCCCCCCUCAUCCUAUCCCCCUCACAGCCAGUCCUCCCCCUCAGCCUUUUUCUCCCCUCAGCCUCCUGCUCCCCUCAGCAUCACUGCCUUGCCUGGUAGAGAAGCCCACCCUCCACCAGAGGCCCCUAUGGUGCUGAUGGUGGCGUGGAGACCGUGUAUGCUGGGUCUGUGGGAGAGACUGGGCCAGGCAUUGGCACCUGAGCCUCAGCUUUGCCUGCUGGAGGAGGCAUGCCAUUGCCUCGGCCUCCUGCCUACCACCUGCCCGGUGCCAUUCCUGCCUUGGACCCAGGGCCUCACUCUCCUGUCAUCCUUGAGAUGGGCUGUGGAGUCCCCCGAGUCCUGGGACUGCCACACUACCAGGCCUGGCAGACAUGGCCUAUACCUGGGCUCCCGGACGUGAUGUCUGACGCUGCUCUGCACGCUUUUCACAGUGGAAAGGGGCCUUUACACUGCAGGCCUCUGCCCCCCCCCCCCCACUUUACCUCUCCUCCCUGCCCCCUGCCUCUCCUUUGACCUGGCCACUCCCUUGACCCAGUCUCCCCCCUGACCCGGCCUCCUCCCCCCCACCUGGCCUCUCCCCCUUACCUGGCCUCUCUUCUGACCUGGCCUCCCCCCAGCCCCACCCCUGGGCUGGGCUCUGAGUUAGCUGCUCCAGGCCUUCUGGGAGGCAAGUGAAAGGAUUACCCUCAGGCUGAUUGUCCCUUUUUGUAGCCCUGCUGUUUUGUUUUGUUGUGCUGUGCAACAUUUUGCUACAUAGACUAUUUUAUAGCAGAAAGCUAGAAGAGUAUUUAUUAUGAAUAUUAAAGCAAUAGUGCAUCACUGAAAAGGCGGAGAUGUUAGGAAUUGUGUGAAUGCUUAGAUUCACUUUUGGUGGAUUUUUUGUACUUUAUUUAUAACUAAUAAAAAUGAACUGCAUUGCUAACUACA
Messenger RNA from Erinaceus europaeus (western European hedgehog), 6692 nucleotides. It is a transcript of the gene ARK2C, whose product is annotated as arkadia (RNF111) C-terminal like ring finger ubiquitin ligase 2C. Gene Ontology annotation, molecular function: zinc ion binding; ubiquitin protein ligase activity. Gene Ontology annotation, biological process: positive regulation of BMP signaling pathway; motor neuron axon guidance. Bases 141 to 1184 code for a protein of 347 amino acids. The transcript is spliced from 8 exons. The record is from RefSeq and is a predicted model, not a curated record. NCBI's taxonomy places the organism in Eukaryota, Metazoa, Chordata, Mammalia, Eulipotyphla, Erinaceidae.